AUGGGGCUACCCUUGAAAAGUAUCCAGAAGUAUCCAGAGUGUGGCUGUACAAGCUAUAUUGGGUGCCCAAAGAAAGGCACAGGUAACACCUCUUCCCUGAAAAUUGCACUGGGUGCCAGUUUGCUUCCAGGCCAAAUUCAAGGUGUUCAUAAAGCCCUACCUGGCAUGGGGCCAGGCCAUGGAAUUGACUUUCUCCAUCCCAUCAUCCCAUCCCACAAGAUGAGGCAGAGAAGAAGACAAGCUCAGUUUUAUUGGAAAAUUGUGUCCUUCAUUUGUGCUGUCCAAAACAUCAACCGGGAUCCAAAUAUCUUACCCAACAUCACUCUGGGCUAUACAAUCCAGAACAGCUAUUUUGACGUAAGAAUGACUUCAGAUGUUCUGCUGGAUUUGCUUUCAACUGGAAAGGCUAACAUCCCCAACUACAGCUGUGGAAGACAGAAAAACAUCCUGGCUCUCCUUGAAGGCACUGCCACGGAUAUCUCCAUCCAGAUUUCAUCCAUGUUGGCUACCUACAAAAUCCCACAGGUCAGUUAUACUUUUGCUUCACAUGUGCUAAGUGAUAAAACUCAUUUCCCCUUUUUCUAUCGAACUGUUCCUUCAGAAGGAAUGCUCUACUUGGGAAUUGUAAAACUCUUCCAUCAUUUCAAGUGGACUUUAAUUGGGCUUCUUUCUAUAGAAUCUGAUGAUGGAGAAACCUUCCCCCUGCCUUCUUCCAAGUGUGUGGAGCGCUGCCAUCCAGGGUUUGUCAAAGUGCCUCGGGAAGGGGAACCCCUUUGCUGCUACAAUUGCCUUCCUUGUGCAGAAGGGACCAUCUCCAAUUGGGAAGAUGCAAAAAAAUGCCUAAAAUGUCCAGAAGAUCAACAUCCAAACAUGGCCAAAGUUCAGUGUACUCCCAAGAAGAUAACUUUUCUGUCCUACCAGGAAUUUUUAGGGAUCAUCCUAGUCUCUUUUAUCUUAUGCUUUUCCAGCAUUGCUGCCCUGGUGUUAGGAAUCUUUAUUAAACAUAGAGAAACUCCCAUUGUCAAAGCCAACAAUCGGGAUCUCUCCUACAUCCUCCUGGUCUCCCUCCUGCUUUCCUUUUUGACUUCCUUUCUCUUCAUUGGUCAGCCAAGAAGGUCCACCUGCCUUCUCCGUCAAACAACAUUCAGCAUCAUUUUCUCACUUGCUGUCUCUUCUGUUUUGGCCAAAACCAUCACAGUGGUGUUGGCCUUCUUGGCCACAAAGCCAGGACACACCAUGAGGAGAUGGCUGGGAAAAACUUUGACCAACUCUAUUGUUAUUUCUGGUUCUAGUGUCCAGAUUGCCAUUUCUGCCAUUUGGUUGGGAAUCUCUCCUCCCUUUCCAGAUUCUGACAUGCAUUCCCAGGCUGGAGAAAUUGUACUGCAAUGCAAUGAAGGCUCUGUUGCCAUGUUUUAUGGUACCCUGGGUUAUCUGGGCAUCCUGGCCACCAUCUGCUUCACCGUGGCUUUCCUGGCCAGAAACCUGCCUGGGGCCUUCAAUGAAGCCAAGCUGAUCACCUUCAGUAUGCUGGUCUUCUGCAGUGUCUGGGUGUCGUUUGUGCCCACCUAUGUGAGCACCAAGGGGAAAUAUAUGGUAGCUGUACAGGUCUUCUCCAUUCUGGCCUCCAAUGCUGGACUGCUGGGCUGCAUCUUCUUCCCUAAAUGUUAUAUUAUUUUACUAAGACCAGAUCUGAACACCAAGGAGCACCUAGCAAUAAAAGUAAAAUAG
Messenger RNA from Thamnophis sirtalis, 1728 nucleotides. NCBI's taxonomy places the organism in Eukaryota, Metazoa, Chordata, Lepidosauria, Squamata, Natricidae. The record is from RefSeq and is a predicted model, not a curated record.